AUGGCUCACAAAUUCAGAGUCUUCACUAUGAAUAAGCCAUUAGAUAAUGAGUGUGGCAAACCUGUGCCUAGCACACAAUUUGAGGCAGCUAAACAAAUCUUGUUACAGUUAAAAAGUGAAUGUCAGUGCCAGAAAUAUAGAUUAUCGUACAUCUCUCUCAAUGGUGAUGUGAAUCAGAGAAGCUGCUCACCAACAGCUUUGAAGUCACCUUUAGGGCAAGGAUCUGUGGACAUGGGACAAGGCCUGAGCACGUUCCUACGUUGCAAGUACCGCCCACGAGCGUCUCGCAUUGGCCCGCGCGGAGGGGCGGGGCGCCGCUCGAAGCGGGGGCGCCAAGGUGGUGCCAUGGCGGCCGUGCUGGGGCGGGUGGCGGAGCUGCCCGCGCUGCUCGCUCUGUGCCGCUCGGCGCUGGUGCGGCACUGGGACGCCCCGGCCCUGGACAGGGCUCUCGAGUGGGCCCGCUACUUCCAGCACGUCCACGACCGGUUCCGUGCGCGGCCCCAGCUCCGGGAGGCCCUCGGGCGGCGGCUGCGCCGGGCUCAGCCGUGCUCACCUCCGCUCGGCUUCUCCGCCCUGGGCCGCUGCCCGGAGCUGCUGGGGCUGGCGCUGCUGGAGAACCGCGCUCUGCCGCCCGCCGCCUGCCGCCGCCUGCUCCGCCGCCUGCUGCUGCCGCCCGGCGCGGGGACCGGCCCCGAGCCCCGCGGGCUGGCGCUGCUCGCCCGCCGCAAGGCCGCCGCCCGCCUGCUGGCGCUGCCCCGCCGGCCCGGGGGCACCGAGCCGCGGGUGCGGGCGGAGGCGCAGCUGCUGCUGGGCCGGCUGCGGGAGGAGGAGGCGCAGGAGGGCGCGGGGGCCGCGGGGCGGGCGCGGGGGCUGUGCGGGGUCCUGGAGCGGCUCCCCCCGCCCCGCGCCUUCGCCGUGGUGGCGGCGGCGCUGGCCCUGCUCGGGCACGGAGACGGGGAUCGGGAUGGGAGCGGCCCGGACGGAAACCGGGCGAGUGCAGCAGGAGAUGGAUGCGUUGCCGGGCUGCUGCUUUCCUGGCUGCUGGGGAACCGGGAGCGAUUCUCUGCCUUCUGCCUUUGCCUCCCAGGUUCCCUUCUUGCUUCCCUAGCUGGUCACUAUUCCCAGUUAAGCAGAUCUUAUUUGGACCUCUUAACCGGCUGGGGAAGCCACUUGCACUAUGACCCCUUGCAGGGGCGGUGGGUUAAAAGUUGCCCUGAGAAAGCUGAAUUGCCCUGGGAGGAGCUGAGGGAGCGCUUCAGCUGCCUCUGUCAGGGAUCUGCACUGCUUAGAGAACAGACCCAAGCCGCUCUGAAACUCCUGAAGACACGAGAUGGAGACUUCAAAGUCCGUGGCCUAAGUGUGUGGACUGACUUACUGAUGGAAGUAGAGGAAUGAAGUAGGGUCCUAAUGCAUGAACACAAAAGCAACAUGAAAACUUGUGAAGUCAAGCAAAUCUGGUUAACCCUAUUUGGUAUGAAAGGCAACACAACUGUACCUCACUUUAGGUUGAAAACCAGCCUGUGACUGCUGAUCACACUGAUUCUGACUGCAUCUGAAGUCUUUCAGGGAGGCCUGGUGCUUUCUUGUAACUGCACUGUCAUGUCUGGUCACCACAGGAAACACUGUCCUUCUCAGUACUUGCUGAUUAAUUGCCUAAUAAAAUGAAGAAAAUAAUUUGUCUUUUGAGUAUGGAGUAGUUUUCUGUUUAGAAAAUGUUAUAGCUCAGGUAUGGUCAUGGUAGUCAUUUCUCUGAAUGCUGGAGACUGACCAAAAGCUCAAAGGGAGGGUGGAGUUUCAAAUGUGAAACCCCUCAGAUUCAUCGUUCAUUUAGUAGUGGUUGCCUUCGUUGGGCUGUCAGCUCUGGUGGCCACUCUCAUGCUUUUAUAGCUCUUGCACGUGACUUAGCCCCUGGGUCUAAGUGAAGAAAGUGAGAGGAAGCCAACUGGAAAGCUUCUUGAAAAGUUCUAAAAUUAGAGAGUUUUAUUAGUUGUGUGUUAUUCAACAAUAUGCAAGUAUUUCCUAAGAAAAUGGCAGUAAAAUGUAGGGUGUUCUGUAUGGUUUUCUUGCCUUUUCUGUAGUCAGUUAAAUGAUUCAUUAUUUUGUGAAGCAGAAAAGUGAGUGAACAACAGACUUUUUUAUUAUAUAUGUAUAUAAUAUGUAUUUUA
Messenger RNA from Lepidothrix coronata (blue-crowned manakin), 2165 nucleotides. It is a transcript of the gene FANCF, whose product is annotated as Fanconi anemia complementation group F. The transcript has 3 exons. Gene Ontology annotation, cellular component: Fanconi anaemia nuclear complex. Gene Ontology annotation, biological process: interstrand cross-link repair. Lineage: Eukaryota; Metazoa; Chordata; Aves; Passeriformes; Pipridae. The record is from RefSeq and is a predicted model, not a curated record. The coding region runs from base 1 to 1395 and encodes 464 amino acids.